AUGUCCGCAGUCGUCAAGAGGACGAAGAGUGGUUGUAUCACAUGCCGCAUAAGACGGGUCAAAUGUGACGAAACGAAACCCGAAUGCAAUAGAUGUACGAAGACUGGAAGGAAGUGUGAUGGCUAUAGCGAACUACCCUUUUCGAGACGAGAUUUGCACGCUGCAAGUCUAUCAAGAUCAAGCAAUUCUCCUUCGCCCGGCAGCAGCAAUGAGAUCGGGCCAUUGUAUACGCUUGUCAACGACAGAGCCUUCAACGACACACUAGAGAAACGAUACUUUCAGUUCUUCCGGUCGAAAACCGUCGCCAGUACGAACUCCCUGAUCGCCGCCAACUUCUGGGAUCGAACGGUGUUGCAAGCAUGUCAUCUAGAACCGGCUGUCAAGCAUGCAGUUCUUGCGCUUAGUGCAUGGCAUCAGUAUUCAGAUCAUGCCUCCGAAUUGCAGCAUCGGGAUUUUGCAGACAGGCAGUAUCAGAUGGCUUUGGAGAAAGCUAGAGAUUUAGUGUCCUCGGCGAACCCAGCAGACAUCGACAAGGUUCUGACAGCCUGCGUGGUGUUCAUCUGCUUUGAGAGUGUACGGGGGAACUUCAAAGACAGCCAGCUUCACAUGGACAACGGUCGAGCCAUUGCAAGACAGCACGCGAAUAGACUGAAGCAAGGACACCGAAGGCAGGAUCUCAUCGAAAUCCAACAGACACUCUUCCGGCUGGAUCUACCUGCGGUCUGUUUCUCAGACAAGAGCUCACCCUACCACUACACGAUGGAAGACUUCCUCGCCACGCAGCCGACACUCAUACCUUGGGAGUUCCAAACGAUCUUCGAAGCUCGGGACUCCCUCGUCGACCUUUCGCGCUGGAUGCUCAUUCUCGGCCAAGAGGCAGACGUUGCAUUCGAUGCCGCGGACAUUGCAGCCAUGGCCAAUAUCCAUGCGGAAAAGGAGAAGUGCGCACAACGGUUGCGUCUGUGGUAUGACUUCUUCGAGCGGGUCGCAGCGAAGUCAGACCAGUCGAUGCAACUACUUAUCCUCAAUCUACGGCAAUGGUAUCACGGUUGUCAGGCGAUCGGCAAAGCGGAGCUGAUGGGCCCUGAAACCAGAUGGGAUAAAGUCCAAGACCAUUUCGAAGUCAUCAUCAACGUCAGCGAGGAGAUCGUAAGGCGGCUAGCAGCAAUAGGAGACAGCGGCGCUUCCUUCAGCUACGACAUCGGCUACAUCAUCGUCGUCUUCCUGACAGCAACAAGAUGUCGAGACCCCUUUCUCAGACGGCGUGGGAUUCAGAUCCUCCGCGCUCUUCCGCGGCAGGAGGGGCUUUGGGCGACUUGA
Messenger RNA from Zasmidium cellare ATCC 36951, 1320 nucleotides. RefSeq lists its product as uncharacterized. The transcript is spliced from 3 exons. Lineage: Eukaryota; Fungi; Ascomycota; Dothideomycetes; Mycosphaerellales; Mycosphaerellaceae. The record is from RefSeq and is a predicted model, not a curated record. The coding region runs from base 1 to 1320 and encodes 439 amino acids. Gene Ontology annotation, molecular function: zinc ion binding; DNA-binding transcription factor activity, RNA polymerase II-specific. Gene Ontology annotation, biological process: regulation of DNA-templated transcription.